Messenger RNA from Pediculus humanus corporis (human body louse), 1977 nucleotides. Its product is annotated as peptidyl-prolyl cis-trans isomerase G, putative. The coding region runs from base 1 to 1977 and encodes 658 amino acids. The transcript has 4 exons. Lineage: Eukaryota; Metazoa; Arthropoda; Insecta; Psocodea; Pediculidae. The record is from RefSeq and is a predicted model, not a curated record.
AUGGAGAAUUUAAGUGAAACAUCAAAAAAUGAUGUGGAAAACGUAUCCAAACAAAAAUUAUGUCGGACUGUAGAGUCAAUUAAAGAAGUUAUGAUUCCUACAGAAGAUGAAAAAAAGUAUAGAGAAAAUUUGUUAUUAUCUGAUCCGACCAAAGAAUAUUUGAAAAACUAUGUGUGUACAAAAUGUAAUAGAAGUUUUCAUAGAUUAAUUAGCAAAGGUAAAAAAGUCAGCUUUCAUCCUUUACUUAAUGUUUUAAUGUGCAAUUCAUGCUGUAAUUUUUACGGAGAUGGUAACUUAUCUUUGGACAGCGAUGGAGAAGAUAAAUAUUGCAGAUGGUGUGGUGAAGGUGGAAAAUUAUUUUUGUGUUCAAAGUGCAUUUGUGCUUUUUGUAAAAAGUGCAUUAAAAGAAACUUUAAUGAAAAUACUUUAGAAAAAGUUGAAAACGAUGAUGAUUGGGUUUGUUACUUUUGCGAUCCUAAACCUUUGUGGUACCUCAGAUCCAUUUGUUCUUUUGCUCAAGAAGAAUCUGCCAAGAGGAUAGCUGAACUUGAAGAAAAAAAUAAAAAUGAGUGUAGUUUGAGUUCUUACAAUUCGAUAAGAAAACGAAAGAAAAGGUUAAGAUUAAGAGAAAGAAAAAUUAAUUCGGAAAGUGAGAGUUCUUCUAGUGCAGAUGAUUUGAAUGUUUACAACGUGACAGAAUCAUCGAAAAAAGAAUGUACUGAAAAGUUGAAAAAUUCCGAGGAUAAACAAAAUUUAUGUCCUAGUCAGUCGAAAAAUAUUGAACAUGAUGCACCUGUUGAAAAGAAAACAAAUGAUGCAUCAGAAUCAGAUAAUGUACAAGAAGUGGAUGUUAUAUUGAAUAAAAUAAAAGGUUUCUGGAAAAUGACACAAAUCAUUUCAGAAAUCAGUUUUAAGAGCAGUAGUGAUAAAUUAAGAGACUUAUCCAGUCGGGAUUUUGUUAAAAAUUUCACAAAUGUUGAAAAAGAAUUUGAAUUUGUGAAAUCACACGAAAUUAUGUUAUCAUCUUUUAUAACUAAGGCUAGUGUCUCUGUAGAUGCCAUUAAAAACGACUUAAAAUGUAAAAAAAAUGUGAAAGAUGAAAAAAGAGAAUUUUUACAAAAUAAUAAUAAGGACGGAUUAAACUUUUCAUCGAAAAAAAUCAAUCAAGAUAAUAAUUACAAUUUAGAUAAUGUUAAAAAAAAAAAAAAAAAAUUCAACGGUGGAAUGAUAAAAAAAUUAAAAAAUAAAGAAAAAACUAAAAAAAAAAAAAAAAAAAAAUUAUUAUCUACGAGUGAUGAUGAUGAUGAUGAUGAUGAGGAUACAAUUACAGAAUUUGAGAUAACAUCAGAUCUCAGCGAAUCAUCAACAUCGGAUAAUGGAAAAAUCCGCGGGGGAAAAAUUUCGAAAAAUUUUAAUAUCGAUUUAAAAGCAGAAGUUGAUAAAUUGAUAACGAACGAACUUAAAAAACCGUUGUUAAAAGUUAAAUCAUUUGCUAAAAUGACCAACGAUAACGUUUUCACAGAAUCAUUGGAAAAAACAAUGAUCACAGCCGCGGCUAAUAAAAAUAAAGUCGUCGAAGAAAAAAAAGAUAAUGAUGAGUAUAAUGUUGAAACGGAAGCAAGUUCGGAAGAUGAAUAUCAACUUAACAACUCGAAGAAAAACAAUGGGAAAAAUUUUAGAAAAAAAAAAAAGAAAAGAAAUUCGGAUAGCAGCGAUUUUUCCGAUCGUACUUAUGGAGUUUCGAAAUGUAGAAAAAAUAAAAGGCAAAAAUUGAAUUUACAAAAAGCGUUUAAACAAUUCAGAGAUACUCGUAAAAGGUACUUGCAUAAAGUUCAUAAUAAUAAUGCGAGUGAGAAAAACGACGUCGAGUCGGAAAAGGAAAAGAAAACUUUUGGUGAAAACAAUGGAGAAGAUGUCGAAGGUGCUGGAGAAAAAUCAUCGAAUGUUUUAGAAAACGAUAUGUCUAAUGCUUCGUAA